Messenger RNA from Sesamum indicum (sesame), 1675 nucleotides. RefSeq names its product putative methylesterase 11, chloroplastic. Gene Ontology annotation, biological process: jasmonic acid metabolic process; salicylic acid metabolic process. The record is from RefSeq and is a predicted model, not a curated record. Gene Ontology annotation, molecular function: methyl indole-3-acetate esterase activity; methyl salicylate esterase activity; methyl jasmonate esterase activity. NCBI's taxonomy places the organism in Eukaryota, Viridiplantae, Streptophyta, Magnoliopsida, Lamiales, Pedaliaceae.
CUUACGCCUUUUAUGGAAGGAGCUUUCUUUGUUCCGUCGUCAUCAUCCGCGUUCAGUAAAGUGCCAAUACAGUUCCAUUUUCCUCUCUAAUUCUAACUCCGUAUCCAACUCAUAGAUACACGCGCGUAUACGAGUGUUGCUACGACGCUAUACGUGCAGCUCUACUUGCAUGCCAUGAUUGAAUAGGAGCAGUAAUCGAUUAUCAGCAAUCGAACUAUGGGUUUAUGUUUCUCACGCGGAGACAGAUCCACUCCGAGGAGAAGACCGUCUAAGCGAAUCACAAACCACUCAGCGGCGGCGGAUGGAGGCGUCGGGAGCAAGCGGUGGACGAGGAUUCGGUCGUCGAGGAAGGAGGAGAAUCUAAUUCACGAGCGGGCGCUGGCGGCGGCGAUUCUCUUCCAGCAGCAGCUGCAGAACGGCGGCGUCGGAACGGCGCCGUUUGAUAGGUCGACGUCUUUGAGGUAUCCGACUGGGAACUCGAAGAAGAAUCAGGCUUUGCCUCGGAGCUCGAGCUCCAGAGCGCGCUCGCUCACUGAUCCUCUGCUUCAACCACACCAGCUUGUUAAUCAGGAUAUCAAGCUUGACAAUCUAGAGACUAGCCAUUUUGUACUUGUUCAUGGUGGUGGUUUUGGUGCCUGGUGCUGGUAUAAAACUAUUGCACUUCUAGAAGAAGGUGGAUACAAAGUUACAGCAGUGGAUUUGACCGGUUCAGGGAUUCAUUCGUUUGACACAAAUAGCAUCACAAGUCUUUCCCAAUAUGUGAAGCCAUUGACUGAGUUUUUGGAAAAGCUCACUGAUGGAGAGAAGGUAAUUUUAGUAGGACAUGAUUUUGGCGGGGCAUGUAUAUCAUAUGCUUUGGAGCUGUUUCCAUCUAAAGUUUCAAAAGCUGUUUUUCUUGCUGCGGCUAUGUUGACAAGUGGACAAAGUGCCCUUGAUAUGUUCUCUGAGAAGGUGGAACCAAAUGACUUGAUGCGCCAGGCUCAGGUUUUUAUUUAUGCCAAUGGGAACAACCAGUCCCCAACUGCUAUUGAUUUUGACAAAUCCCUCCUGAGGGACUUGCUAUUCAACCAGAGCCCUGCCAAGGAUGUUGCAUUGGCAUCCGUCUCAAUGAGGCCAAUACCAUUUUCGCCGGUUCUGGAGAAGCUCUCUCUUUCUGAAGCGAACCAUGGGUCUGUAAGAAGGUUUUAUAUUGAAACUUUAGAAGACAAUGCUAUACCCGUUGCUGUGCAGGAAUGUAUGAUAAACAAAAAUCCUCCAGAGCAGGUCUUCCGUCUUAAAGGUGCUGAUCACUCACCAUUUUUCUCAAAGCCUCAAGCCUUGCAUAAAGUAUUAGUGGAAAUAUCGAAGAUUCCAUAAUUUUUGUUAGACAAAUCCUUUUCCAAGUGCCUUGUUAUUCCACAGUUCCGCUGACAUAUUGGAAGAUUAAGGUAGACAUUUUCUGCAUCCUGAGUUUUAACUUACAUCAGAGAUGCUGUUGCAGGUGAUUGGCAUUUAUUGAGAUGAGACGCAAAAAUUUUACGCUUUUCAUGAAGUUUAAUAUUUCUUGUUAUUUAGAUGCUCAACGCUCAUAUCAGGCAGCCGUUUGAUCAAUUCUGAAACUCAUCGAUUAAGGUGUGAUUUGUAUCUUCAAGUGUAUUGUUGGUCAUUUAGUUGUCUUGCAAAUUUACAGCAUUGA